Molecule: messenger RNA, 378 nt
Organism: Striga hermonthica
Lineage: Eukaryota; Viridiplantae; Streptophyta; Magnoliopsida; Lamiales; Orobanchaceae
Source: the annotation of a GenBank genome assembly
AUGGAAGCACCGGAUGCUGCUUUUCCGAUACGCCACACAACUCACUGCUUGGAUAUCAAGGGGCACAAGACGAAUAUUAUCAUAAGCAGCUAUGAAGAUCAUUUUCUUGUUAUGGCAACUCAGAUUGGAAGCAUGGGGACAAUAUUGCACGCUAGGAAAGAGGAAAGUGUUUCAGUUGAUCCAACAUUCACGGUGAAUGUAGUGUUCGGCAAACGAGAUGAGCCAAUGCUUGUUGCUUGUGCAAGGCAAUUGGUUGAACACAUAAGCAAGAGAUCGGGAAAAGCAUUGGUAUUAUCUCUUGGUCUGAGAGACCAUUCUAUGGGAAUGCUGAAGGGCAUUGUAUCUGCUGUAAUUGAGAAACUUGCUGAAAUCAGUUAA